UUCCGAACCGUGUGAGCUGUGAGCAAAUCGUUUUCAGCCGACAUCUUAGCGAGAGUAAUCUUGGCCCAGUAUACCUUAUUGUUGUGUUUGUGCGUACCGUGGGCAUCAUCAAUCAGUCACAUGCUCGUGAUGAAUGUAGGUGUGCAACAAUGCCUAUAAUAAUGUGAGAGCUAUAAGUGUGGAAUGUUGUUUAUCACCCUAUUUCCAAACUAUUAAUUUUGAAAGCGACCGGCGCCAAUUCUUCGAAGGCAAUGAUACGAAGUACCAGCGUAUGGAGAGGGGGUGUUGGAAGCAGCACCACCUUGUUUCAUGGUUGGCCGUGGAGCAGAAACGUCUGUGCAUCGCGACCCAUGCAUGCAAAACGAACCAUAUGUUUCCCGCUAAACCGGCAGUUAAUCCCGAAAGUAAUGGAAAGGAGGCUACUUUGUCCGGCAUAUAUCGAUCGAAAAUCAAAUGUGCAUUCAUAUAGAGUGCAAACGAUACCAAAUAACUUCAGCAUGCUCAAUGCCCGGAGUAUCGCAAGUGAUAAUAGCCAUAAGACGGAUAGUAGGUCUAGACGGUCGGAACAAAAAGAGGUACAGUCAUGGCAACAAAAAAUAUCCCCAUACGCAAAAUUGAUGCGUAUCGACAGACCCAUCGGUUCAUGGUUACUUUUUUGGCCCUGUGGAUGGAGUAUAGCGCUUAGUGCCCCAGCGGGUUGCUGGCCGGAUCCGAUGAUGCUAGGUUUGUUUGGAGUCGGAGCGUUCAUUAUGCGAGGCGCCGGAUGCACCAUCAACGAUCUAUGGGAUCGUGAUAUUGAUGCAAAGGUUGAAAGGACUCGAAAUCGACCAAUUGUAGCAGGAGAAAUUGCCCCAUUCGAUGCGCUUGUGUUCCUGUCGGGUCAGCUAGGUGUGGGAUUGUUUGUGUUGCUCCAGUUAAACUGGUACUCGAUCCUGUUGGGUGCUAGCUCAUUGGGACUAGUCAUUGUUUAUCCUUUGAUGAAACGUAUCACCUAUUGGCCGCAAUUGAUGCUCGGAGCAACCUUCAAUUGGGGAGCAUUACUUGGCUGGAGCGCUACACAAGGAUCGGUCGAAUGGUCCGCCUGCUUGCCACUAUACGUCGCUGGAGUUUGCUGGACAAUUGUGUACGACACUAUAUACGCGCAUCAGGACAAGGUGGAUGAUUUGUUAAUAGGAAUCAAGUCAACAGCUCUGCGCUUUGGAGACAAUACGAAACUGUGGCUUAGCGGAUUUACGGCAGCUAUGCUAGCUAACCUGGUUACUGCUGGACUGGUGUGUGAUCAAACGUGGCCAUAUUAUACCUCGAUCGGGCUCAUUGGAGCCCACUUAGUUCAUCAGAUUCACUCUCUAAACAUUCACAACCCAAAGGAUUGUGCUACCAAAUUCAUUUCGAAUCAUCAGGUAGGAUUUUUACUGUUCCUUGGAAUCGUCCUUGGAACGCUGUACAAAAAGAAUAGCGAUGAUCGAACAAAAGGCUCAACAACUGCCACUGGUACUAGCAGCAGCAGCAGUACGGGGGGCCAGCUAAGUGCAACGGUUACCAGCGCGAGAAAUAUUGCGGUAUAAAAUGCUCUCGACUUUCUGGGUUUCGUAUGUACCUCUGAAGUAAAGGUCUCCAUAAUUCGGCAGACGAGAUACAUACUUUAGUCCACGAAGUUGUGCCACCCGAAGUUGAUGUGUAUUACGAUGCUCUGUCUGAAAUAUUAGGAGACUUUUGCUAUUGCCUAAAAUGAGUAUAAUAUAAACCAUAAAAAUCA
Molecule: messenger RNA, 1756 nt
Organism: Anopheles funestus (African malaria mosquito)
Lineage: Eukaryota; Metazoa; Arthropoda; Insecta; Diptera; Culicidae
Gene: Coq2
Product: 4-hydroxybenzoate polyprenyltransferase, mitochondrial
Exons: 3
Coding region: 252-1565 (437 amino acids)
Biological process (GO): ubiquinone biosynthetic process
Cellular component (GO): mitochondrial inner membrane
Source: RefSeq, a predicted model, not a curated record